AUGUAAACAUACUUAAGAUUUUUUCGAUUUGCAACUCAUCAAUCUGAUCCUUAUGUAGUGUUGGGAUUAAACAAAAACGCCUCGAUGAAUUAGAUUAAGGAUGCUUAUAUUGGUUUAUGUAAAAAAUGUAAUUGGUUGACAAUACAAGGUAGAUCAUCCUGACUUAAACAAUCAAGAGGAUGCCAGAGAAAAGUUCGCUCAGAUUCACGAGGCUUAUAAGAUUCUGAAACAAAAGAAAUUCUAUGAACAGAUUGACGAAGAGUUUCAGAAGAAUUAUUAGUAAGAAUUCAGAUUUACAAUUAAUAUAGUUAGGGCUAAUCAGAGGAGGAGUGCUUUAAGAGGGUCUUCGGAUUUUACUUCUAUGAAAAACCUUAGGAAUAUUAUAAACCUGAAAAUGCUCAAAAAAGAGCAGAUUAUUAGGAAUUAUUGCGAAAAUUCAAAAACCAAUAAUAAAACACUUAAGAAAUGAAGAACAGUGGCUUUCAUGAUGUUAAAAUUAAUAGAACUUUCAAUUCAGAUUCUAUCUACAGUACUUGAUAAGAUGAGUUAUAUAGGAUUCAGUGAUCACACUCUAUUGAAAGUCUUAUUAAUGUUUACUUUGGUUGUUUCAAUAACUAGUGCUUAUGUCUUCUUCUAUAAACGAUAAACUACUUACGCCAAGAACACUAUAACGGACUCGUAAAUUUUGAGAAUGCGAACUUUGGCUUAACUAAGAGAACAAAGGCAGGCAAAGGAGAGAUCAGAAUGAAGUUAUAAAAUUCGAUAAAGG
Paramecium octaurelia is the source of this 769-nucleotide messenger RNA. Lineage: Eukaryota; Ciliophora; Oligohymenophorea; Peniculida; Parameciidae. The record is from the annotation of a GenBank genome assembly.